UUGAAAACUAUCGAAUUGAUGGAGCGAAAAGCGUUUUUGGACCAGGAGCCACCACCAGGAUAUGUGGCAGGGAUAGGAAGAGGUGCCACAGGGUUCACUACUAGUGCAGAUUCUGGCCCAGUCAGGUUCCAGCCCAACUUGGAUGAUGAAGAUGAAAAUGGAGAUAACGAAGAUGAAUUGAAGUUCCAGGAUGACGAUGAAGGUGGUAUUCUAGGUCUGGAAUUGAAAGACAAGGAGGAUGACGAAGCAGACCGAAUAUACGAAGAAAUUGAUCGCAAAAUGAAUCUGAGAAAUAAGAAUAAGUCAACUGGAGAUUUGGAACUAUCUACAUCGGAGACUUCUGAUAAGAUCAAAGGACAGUUCACUGAUUUAAAGAGGGCACUUACCUCGGUGAAUGAUAAUGAGUGGGCUAAUAUUCCAGAAGUUGGUGAUAUAACCAGGAGAAAUAAACGAACACGACUCCUUGAACAACAACAACAGAGAACGUAUGCCAUGCCCGAUUCUGUUAUUGCAGGAGCUGGAUCCAUGGGAUCUUUAAACUCCAACGAUGAAGUUACUAAUUUCCAGUCGAUAUCACAGGCUAAAGAUCUUUUGCUUAGUAAACAAUUAGAUCAAAUAGCAGGGACAAGUGAUAAUAAUAAUGAGAAUAUUGCAAAAGAAUUGGAAGAGUUGCAAAACAAUGACAGCAAAAUACAAGAUAUUAAAAAGGGACGUUUGAUUUUGGCUUCUUUGAGAAAGACAGAGCCUCGUAAAUCCAACUCAUGGAUUGCUUCAGCAAGACUAGAAGAACAGGCAAAUAACUAUACUGCUGCUAAAAAAUUCAUUAUUGAAGGUUGUCAUAAUGUGCCUCAUAAUCCCGACAUCUGGUUAGAGAAUAUCAGAAUCCACCAAAAGACGGCAGAGGGUACAAAAUUUUGUAAAGCCAUUGUCAAUGAAGGUCUUAAAUUCAAUAUUAAAUCAGAAAAGCUUUGGCUUAAAGCUUUUGAGUUGGAAAACAAGACUGAUGUAGUUUCAAGGAGAAAGAUUUUGAUGAAAGGUCUUGAAUUUAUACCUACAAAUGUCGAAUUAUGGAAAAGCUUGGUCAAUUUGGAGGACUCCAAAGAGGAUGUUCAAAAAUUAUUAACCAAAGCGGUAGAACUUUGUCCUAAAGAGUGGGAUUUCUGGUUAACUCUCAUUAACUUAUCGAACUAUGACGAUGCCAAAUCGUUAUUGAAUAAGGCUAGAAAAGCAUUAACUGAUAAUUACAUGGUUUGGAUCAUAGCCUGUAAGUUAGAAGAACGUGAAAAGGAUGAUAUACCAAUGGAAAAGUUGAAUAAAUUACUCGCUAAAGGUUUCAAAGAACUAGAAAAGAAUACAGUUGAUAAAUCCCAUUUGUUAUCUAAAGCUGGCUGGUUAAAUCAAGCAAUCGAUGCUAAUCUAGAGGGCUUCACUAAAACUUCAUCUGCAAUUGUAAAAGUUACUCUUGAUUCUGAUGGUAAAGAGAGUUUGGAUGAGUGGCUCGAUGAUGCAGAAAAGCUUAUCCUGAAAAAAGAGUUUAAAGUAGCACAUUUCAUAUACGAGUACAUCAUUGAUAAAUUUCCAAACAACAUCGAAAGUUGGUUAAGUCUCAUCCUGUCAAUGAAAAAUAGCAAAGACUUCGAUAAGUCUAAAUUAUUUGAAUAUUAUUCAAAAGCAGUCAACUUGAACCAAGACAAUGAAUUGCUUCUGCUAAUGUAUGCAAAGGACAAAUGGCUUCUUGGAAAUGAUGUUGAAGGUGCCCGUAUGAUUUUAAGCGACGCAAGCUCUAGAUUACCUACUAGCGAAAACAUAUGGCUAGCCCGUAUUAAAUUAGAAGUUAAGAACCACAAUUAUCAAGAAGCUAUGUCCAUCUCAACAGAUUCCAUCGAUAAAAUACCAACUUCCUCUGCCCGUGUAUGGUUCAAACAUAUUCAUUUGAUGAGGUUUUUAGCUCGAAAGAAAAUUGUUACUUUGGAGGUACCAGAUUUCCUAUCGUUGACUACUCAAGCUUUGGACCUCUUUCCAGAAGAACCUAAGUUAUACUUGCAGAAGAGUCUGGUACUAGUUGACUUUGACCUAAUUAAGCAAGCUAGAGAAGUCCUCUCUACAGGAACCAAAAAAUGUCCAAAUUCUAUAGAAAUAUGGAUAAACUUGGCUUGGGUAGACGAAAAAUAUUUCAAAACAGUCAUUAGAGCUAGGUCAGUUUUGGAUACUGCAAUUCUAAAAAAUCCAACCAGUGAUAAACUAUGGGAAGCCAAAAUCAAGUUGGAAAGAAGACAGAAUGAUAGGACAGCUGCACAACAAAUUACAAACAAGGCUCAUAAAAUGUUCCCUAGCUCUUCAUCAAUAUGGAUACAGCAUCUAUCAUUAAUUCCCAAAAUGUCCCAGAGAAAGAAUGCUUUUCUAGACGCAAUGAGAACUACCAAUAAUUCAACCAAUAUUUUACUUAGUAUCGGAGUAUUUUUUUGGUUGGAUGGUAAAUUUCUGAAAGCAAAGUCAUGGUUUGAAAGAGCACUUACAAGCAAUAAGCAAAGUGGUGAAUCGUGGGGGUGGUUAUAUUGUUUUAUUGAUAAAUAUGGAUCAGCACAAGAGAAGCUGGGCUUACUCCAAAACUUAAAUAAAAAUUAUGAUGAUAUAAACGAUGGCGAAACUUGGAAUCAUGUAAAUAAAGAUUUAGAUAAUUUCGAGAAGACUCCCAAAGAGAUUAUUGAAUUAGUUUCAGCAAAAUUAUUAGCAAAGAGUAUUUGAUGCUACAUAAAUCAGUUUAUAGUGUAU
Hyphopichia burtonii NRRL Y-1933 is the source of this 2772-nucleotide messenger RNA. Its product is annotated as U4/U6-U5 snRNP complex subunit. Gene Ontology annotation, molecular function: protein binding. The transcript has a single exon. Gene Ontology annotation, biological process: mRNA splicing, via spliceosome. The record is from RefSeq and is a predicted model, not a curated record. The coding region runs from base 19 to 2745 and encodes 908 amino acids. Lineage: Eukaryota; Fungi; Ascomycota; Pichiomycetes; Serinales; Debaryomycetaceae.